GGCGAAUCACACACGUUGCUUUGCUUACAAAUCGCAAGCUUGCAACUAGCUUAGUCUCAGACUCGUAACGACACACAUGGCUGCCAACGUCGACCAUGCAGCGAUCAGCAAAAUGGCGCUCCCCGACCUUGCCUCACCUGAAGGAGCCACGCUGGCCAGCAAGCCGGGCCUGACCGAGGACAAGGCGACCUAUUCCGACGCGCGCGGCCUCGACGGGACGUUCAAGAUGCCGGAUCUGUCGACGCUGCAGUUUGUCAAGGGCGAGGCGCCGACCUGUGCAUGAAUCAAAAUACCACGGCGCCUUCGUCGCGUCAACCUCCAGGCGAUCGACGCGACGUUUGCUCGAUAGCGUGGCGCUGCUGGUUCCUCGCCGCUCGACGGAGCCAGCACGUCUGCGUGCACCCGACUCACGGAUUGAUUUGUACACAGGCGCCCGCCGCCGGCAAGCCGUGCGCAGUAUUAUUUUGGGGGAAGUACGCCAAGGGUGACUACCGCACGAUGGUCCACGUCUCGUAUUUGAUGAGGGCGCUGCCCGAGCUCCAGGUGCUGCGCAGUGCAUAAAUCAAAUUGUCGCGGCGCGUCUCCGCCACUGCUACAAUCAUGGCCUUCAUUUGCGCGCAGGUCCUGGGCGUCUCGUGCGACGCGGCCAAGGAGGACUGCGAGGCGAUGCUCAAGAAGAACGGGACUGCUAUGCCGACGCAGUCGAUCGAUGAGCUUAUCUUCGACAUGUCUCUGGCUUUUGACGAGGGCCGCAAGGUCAAGGAAGCCUUCGCCGCGAUCGGCAAGGCGCCGGCGCCCGGCUUCUUAUUCCUGUUCGACAAGAACGGGGUGUUGGUCUGGAAGGAGGUCUUCACCGGUGCAUAAAUCAAUUUGUCGUGGCGCGUCCUGCUGAAUCAUGACCUGCACGCAAUCGACGCUUUGCCUGCUCGACGGUGUGGCGGUGUGGGUCUCUCAGCAUGGUCGCGUCGCCGCCGAGAAAUGCAGUCGCGUCGCCGCCGAGGAAUGCACCCGAUGGGUUAAUUUCCACACAGGUCUUCACGUCGUCGUGGAUGCUCAAGCAGGGCCAAUUCGCCGAGCAAUGCGCGCUUUUGUUAGCGGGAAAGCCCCUCAUCGACAACGGCGCGAGGCCGGCCGCGGACGACGAGGACGACGAAGGCGAGGAAAUCGCCGCCGAUCUAGGAGAGCUCGACAUCCCGGGCGUCGGGGACUACUAAAAACUAAUCACCCUUACCUGGUGGCACCACCAGCGGAUU
Messenger RNA from Pelagomonas calceolata, 1253 nucleotides. NCBI's taxonomy places the organism in Eukaryota, Pelagophyceae, Pelagomonadales, Pelagomonadaceae. The record is from the annotation of a GenBank genome assembly.